Tigriopus californicus is the source of this 3384-nucleotide messenger RNA. RefSeq names its product transcription factor collier-like. The record is from RefSeq and is a predicted model, not a curated record. The transcript is spliced from 14 exons. The coding region runs from base 839 to 2626 and encodes 595 amino acids. Lineage: Eukaryota; Metazoa; Arthropoda; Copepoda; Harpacticoida; Harpacticidae. Gene Ontology annotation, molecular function: RNA polymerase II cis-regulatory region sequence-specific DNA binding; DNA-binding transcription factor activity, RNA polymerase II-specific. Gene Ontology annotation, biological process: regulation of transcription by RNA polymerase II.
CUGAGAGUCCCUCUCCAGAGGCUGGAAACAGCCAUUGCCUCAACUCUCGAUGGACUCAGUUGCUCAACUUGGAUCAACAGAGGCACAUCUUUCGUUUGUUCCAUUCGCCACGGUGGAACAGAGGGAACAACUCUCUGGGAACAACAAUUCCCCCAUCGGAGUAAUAACUCGGAGGAGGGCCCCAGUACUACCACUGCCAGUGGUACUUCCACUCCGUACCACCACUACUACUACGCCUAGUACCACCACUACUACCGACGACUUCCUUAGCGAGUAAGGAAAAAGAGCGAAUUACGUGGAGCGGUCGGUGGUGGAUCAGCCAUUACUUGGUUGCUGGCUGGCCUGGUUGUUGCAGUGAGCGUACUUAGAGGUCGCAUCACCCAUAGGAGUCCACCGCAGUCAGACACACGAGCUUUGGUUGUAUUUACAACUACCCCCAAUUGGUCUGAUCUCCAGUGGCUAUCCAUACCCCCAAGGCACCCAAAGCGGAGUCGGAAGUAAAGAAGAAAACUAUACUCAAACCACAAGUGAAUACGUUAGGGGAAAGAAACGGCCUUGAAGACCCCAGGGUGGUUGUUGGUUGAUCCUCAGAAGAACAAAAGCCCCCAGAGUCCAAACUGCAAUCUCCACGAGACGUCCUCGUCCCAAAAGCAUUGAAGACAUUAUUGCAACAACCAGUCGGGCCUCUUAAGGCUCCUCUUCUUACUUUUCUGGUUCUCCCUGGCUUCCCUGGCUUCCCUGUUCUCCCUGUGCUCGAGGCUCGACUUACGUACACUUGUGUGAAUUGUUCGAGCCAACUCGAGGGAAUUCUCGUCUGAGAUUAAAUCCAAAACCAGCUAUGAUGAUGUUCGGCCUCCAGGAGUCGGCUCUUCAUCCCAUUCGAGGUCCAGUUCUGAAAGAGGAACCAUUGGGUGCAACCACCACAGCCAAUCAUCUGCACCAUGCGGCCAGAAGCUGGAUGGGUGCUCCCAUGGCCUUGGAUCAUGGCGGGGUGGCGCCCGGGAUUGGGCGAGCACAUUUUGAAAAACAGCCUCCGUCAAAUUUGCGGAAAUCCAAUUUCUUCCAUUUUGUCAUAGCCUUGUACGAUCGAACGGGACAACCCAUUGAGGUUGAACGCACCGCAUUUAUUAGCUUUAUAGAGAAAGAUCAGGAAAUCGAUGGAAUUCGGACGAGUAAUGGCAUUCAAUAUCGACUCCAGCUGCUUUACUCAAAUGGUGUCAGACAAGAGCAAGACAUUUAUCUCCGUCUCAUCGACUCCGUAACCAAACAGGCCAUUGUGUACGAAGGACAGGACAAGAAUCCCGAAAUGUGCCGAGUUCUCCUCACUCACGAAAUCAUGUGCAGCCGAUGUUGUGAGAAGAAAUCGUGUGGAAACCGAAACGAAACGCCCUCGGACCCUGUUGUUAUUGACCGGUUCUUCCUCAAGUUCUUCCUGAAAUGUAAUCAAAACUGCCUCAAAAAUGCCGGAAACCCAAGAGACAUGAGGCGAUUCCAGGUGGUAAUAUCACUGGUUCCGAGUGUGGAGGGCAACCUGUUGGCGGUGUCCGAUAACAUGUUCGUCCACAACAACUCCAAACAUGGACGUCGAGUCAAACGACUCGAUCCGACUGAAGCACUUUACCCUGGUCUCUAUCCCACAUCUGCCAUCCCUUGUAUCAAAGCAAUAUCACCCAGCGAAGGCUGGACCACAGGGGGAUCCACAGUCAUUAUCAUUGGCGACAACUUCUUCGAUGGGUUACAGGUUGUUUUUGGUACCAUGUUGGUUUGGAGCGAGUUAGUCACGUCACACGCCAUUCGAGUUCAAACCCCACCUCGUCACAUCCCAGGAGUGGUUGAGGUCACUCUGAGCUUCAAAAGCAAACAGUUCUGCCGCGGGGCCCCUGGACGCUUCGUAUACGUGUCUCUGACUGAACCAAACAUUGACUACGGGUUCCAUCGCCUCGGGAAGUUGGUUCCACGCCAUCCUGGAGAUCCAGAGAAACUGCCCAAAGAAAUAGUCCUGAAGCGUGCCGCUGACCUGGCAGAGGCGCUCUAUUCAAUGCCUAGGAACAAUCAAUUGGCCGCACUUUCCGCAGCCACAAGUCCUCGAUCUCCAUCCCAACAAUCGGUUAUGCAUCAUGGCUUCAAUUCGUAUACCGGUCAAUUGGCAGUCACAGACUCCACCGUCAACGGACAAUGGUCUGAAGAUGAUCCACUAUGUGUCCAAUCCUACCACCAAUACCACCAAUCCGUCACCGCCCCCACUCAUCAAGCCCUGAGCCACACCCACCGACUUCUCAAUCCCAUAGCCACCAACCACAGCAACAGUAGCGGACGGAACACCCAUUCGACGUCCCCGUCGGACUGCAACUCAUCCUCGGCCAAUGGUUCAGAAGGUUUGGUCCCUCGAACCAACACACCUACCACAGUGGCUUCUGUUGCUACCCCAACCACGGCCAUGAACGCAACCAGUCUGUCCACUUUCUCGAGUGCGGCUGGUAACGCAAGCGUCUCCAUGGCCACGGCUGCGGCCUCUCACUACAAUCAUUCCUUGUUCCAAGCCUCGUCAAGUGUUGUGUACCCGUUCCAUUCGUAUUUGAGCCAAUUUCCAAAUUGCAACUGGUCUGCCUUUCAUUCUCAAUUUUGAGACCGCAAAUAAACCGCAAACUGGAGAAUGUCCAGUUUAAUGCCAGGGAUGGUGAAUCCUUUUGCUCUCACCUGAAAGUAUGUUUACUACUAAUUGCCAAUACCAAAAUGCCAACGAAGGAUCAACCAAAGAACGUGGAAUCUCGAAACGAUUCUGAAACCGAAAUGGAAAAUAUCAAUGGAAAUCUGUUGCAUAUCAACACACGCGUUGUCAUCUUAACCUCUGCCUCCACACGCCUACAAUUCUUGUUGCCCCUUCCCUCCUCGAAAUCUGCAUGCCCAUUAGCCAUUUUGAACAGAAUCUAUCCUUUCCAUGAUUACAACACUACUCACGUACAAAAGCUGAGCUUACAUAAAUGCCCGCCAAGUAGAAAUCGGACUUUGAUUCCUCACCUCUUUGCUUAUUCACUCUGCCCGAAUUAGAUCUGAAGUCUAAUGGAAAUCUGUGAUACAACACAUUGAUUUGAAAAGAAAAAAAACUUUCCCGCUGUCAUCAAUAUUAAUUGGCCAGCCCAUAGAAACAAAUUUGUACAAUAAGAAGAUCCUAGAACAACGACGUUCGUACAAUGUUAGUGAACUCGAAUUCGCCACUCGUCACUUUUUGUUGCUCUGCUUUGUUACCACCAAUACUUCUAUCUGCUAUUACUAAUGUUCGAACUGUUUUUCCACCAUUCUUCCAUUAGUAAUACAACCCCUUCCAAGAAAUUGUCAAUAAAACAGUUUGUGAGCCAAAAAUCAGCCAAUUAAGGACUCUCCUCC